Molecule: messenger RNA, 3059 nt
Organism: Physella acuta
Lineage: Eukaryota; Metazoa; Mollusca; Gastropoda; Physidae
Source: RefSeq, a predicted model, not a curated record
AGUAAUCUCCACUGUCCCAUUCAAGUGGACAUCCGUUUUCUAGAAACUAGAAGGAGGAUAUAGAUGCAACAAUUCAUUCACGGUUACACACGAAAUUGUGCAAUGGUUAUUGAAUCCUCAGUAAGAAAAUGAUUUGUGUAUGUCGAAAUACAGUUCAAAGCUAAAAAAAAUGAUUAUUUUAAUAGCUAUACACGUUAUUCUUAUUCUCACAUUCGGCAGAGAAACUGCAUGCCGGACUUCUAUCGUAGCAUUUUCAAUAAACAACUACAGUAAUACAACUUCGCCUGCGUAUACGGGCAUUCAUGUGGGAUUUAACUGUGUUAUAGCAAGCACGAAUGAAACGUUCGAGAUUCGUUUAAAAAACGAGCACGGAAAUAUUCUAGCGCAGGAUACCAACAGCACACAGUUGGUAUAUAAACUCCAGCAAGAAAACUGUCUAGACGGAGGAAAUUACACUUGUGAAGUGUACGAGAAAGAUAUCUUGGUAGAUUCCAGGAAUGGGUAUCUACAAGCUGUAAAAUGUAAUUCAUGGAUCGACAUGUUUACCGUUAACCAAUCCUCUAACAAAACCGUCAUCACCCCUAAAAACAACUCUAUCUCGCUCUCUUGCAACAUCAACCACGCAAGCAAAAAUACGGAGAUACGAAUUAGAGAUGAGUCCGGUGCUAACCUGGCUCGUGUUUCUAACAGCAAACACCUCAAGUUUGAACAUCCGAAAGCCGAUUGUCUCAAGUCUGGAAACUACACAUGUGAGGUUUGGCAGUCAGACACAAUGGUUGAUAUUGCCAACGUUUACGUACUUGUUUUUAAAUGCCCACCUAUCCCAUGCUACUCUGUGGACUCACCAAAGCUGCUACACGGUGAACUAGGAAGCAACAUCACCAUUUUCAUCUGCGUCAUCACACACCCGGAUGUAUUCAAGUACUUACAUCAGAUGUCAAUGAACGGGAAAAAGAUCACGGAUGACAGAUCAAACAGGGUCAGCUACUCUGUCGAUAAGGACCCGCUGUCCGGCAUCCAUUACUUUGUCCGGGUGUUCAUCUCUAAAAUCACACCGGAGGACGCAGGGGUGAUAACAAUAACAGGAGAGACAGAAUUGUUUCCUAUUGUACCGUUCACGUUGAAACUAAAUGUUACAGGUUAUUUACCACAUGAAGCAGUCACCCAUUAUUAUGUUAUGGCCGGUGUCCUCCCAGUGGUUGCUAUUGUUUUUGUUGUUGUCGCGCUGAUAAUCUAUAGAAGAAAGAAAUUAAAGGCUGCUCAGAAGUUCAGAGUUAGAUUUGAAAAUGCUCAACGGGCGGAGAAUGUUUACAUUGAACAUCGAAAUGACGAGGAAGAAUACAACACUUUGGAUGACGCUGUAGACGCGAUGGUGACCAACAACAACAUCCGAGGGCACGACCACGACGCCAACGAGCCAAAACAAUGUCGGUUAGACACUCUGCCUCCCCUACCCCCGAGACCACCAGAUCAACAGUACAUUGAUUUUCGCCUGGUUGCCAUUGAUAAAAACAACGACCAGAAAAAAGAAGAUUUGGUGGAACCUGAUCCAAAGUCUCACGCAGAAAAACAUGCGGAAAUUCAAGACGAGAGCGAUGUUAAAAAAAAUCUAGGCGAGAGUUUGUGUACUGUUCCAACGGAAGCUGCUUAUCAAAACUUACAAAACGCGGAAAAUCAAAGUAUGUGUAAUAGUAAGAACGUAGACGACAACACAAUGACUGCAAGCAGCGAAAAAACAGUCGAAGCUAUGGUUCAUUCUGUACCAAGAGAUAAAAACACGGAUAAUAUUGAGAACGUCUACGACGCAGCAGUCGCCAAAGAUGACACGGAAGAAAACCACCAAUACAUGUCGAUGAAUCGUCUACAAGAGGAAAAUAUCAAACUCGACAGUGAAUAUGUGUCACCGGAUAGCAAUCCUAUUUAUUCCGAAUUCCCUUCUGCGAACAAGACCGCGGAUUACUACCAGUGGGAAGAGAUAAUCAUAUCCCCAGAUCGUGGCGGUGCUGGGUGUGUUGGAGCCCACGCCCACCACAACCACAAACCAGACGUCGCAGAAGACAACAGUGGCGGUUAUCUCAUUCCAGAUAAUGUUGUGACAAGCCCUACUCUUUAUCACAAUGUGACACAUGACACAGUAAAUGAAAACACGGCGAACCAAAUCCAACCGUAUCUAACAGAAACUUUAAGUGCUGAAGACGAAGAGAAUAACUAUUUCAUACCACUCCCAGAUUUAUCUUAACAUAUGUAAUACUUAGAUCUCUAAAAGUAUCGCAAACAUAAAAAUGCGCUAAAUGAAAUCUGCUCACAGGAAAAGUGCGCAAACUGAAACAUGUGAAAAUAGAAACGAUUUAUACAAAUACACUUUAAUUUUGCCAUACUCUGUAGAAUAAUGUUGUAUUAUUUUACAAUGAACAUUUGAUCCUUCUUUGUCGAUAUCUAUAAAUGCUCGAUUUCCAUAAAAAGUUUGCGCAUAGUUUCUGCGCAGUUUUUCGAUCACCGUAAUAUAUAAAAAGUGAUGAAUCAAAAACUGGUAUAAACUAACGACAACCAGAAUUAUUUUCUUUAGAUAUCUGAGAGAUAGAGGCCAAUCUAUAUACACAUGUGCUGAAUUCUGUUUCUAAAACACUUAACAGUAAACAUUUGUUAUAACUACAGUACAUUUGAAAUCGCCAACUAAACACGAAUAUUCGCGCCAUCCAGGCAAGGCCGGCAACUAAAGAUGUCCUCUGAAAUGUUUUUAUUGCAUUACAACACAGCUGGCUACAAAUUAAUCUAGCGUCAAAAUUAUCUAUACUAUUAGUCUUUUGCUAUUUUUUUUUCUGUUUUUUUCGUAUUGUCAAAGUAUGAUAUAAUUUUUUUUUACUUUUUACUGUUGCAUUUUUUUUUGUGUUUUCGUCUAUUGGGAUCACAUAAACAGGUAACCACUACUUUUUUUGCCAGAUUCGAAAAGGGAACUUUACUUGUACAUAUUUUUUGGUAAAAAACUCAAAAUAAAUUUAAAAAAAAAACAUUCAAUACAGAUUGUUUUUGUAUUAUAAAUUGUACCAUUCAAUGAAUAA